AUGUGCGUAGGUGAGCGAUUACCUUACUUUAAUUUUUUAUUGUCAAACAACAAUCGGGAUUGAAGUGCAAUAUUUUUUUCUCUUCCAUACACAAUGACCUCUUCAUCUCCCUUUAAUUGCGAAACUCCAAACUUAAUUUUAAAAGUUAUGAACCGUCAGGAAAAGGAUUUUUUGCUAGAAAUUGUAGCAUAGUUUGUUUUCUGAAAUAGGUUUAAACUCUUGGUUUAAAAAAAUCUGACAAUUUAAACAACACGUUGUUGACUUCUAUUUUUAUACCAUGUCAGGUCGGCUAGAACUUGACGCUCUCAUCGAUAUUUUGCAGAACUCUUUCGACCUUACAACCUUGCAAACUAGAGUACUCCUGUGGGAUGAAAAGUUGCCAAUUCCCGACCCUCCCCCACUAAGGAGCUUGGUGGAGCAUUUGGUUAGACGGAGAUUGCCCCCCUGCGCGACAAGUGUCCAGAAUGGUUUGAACAAUCUUUUUGUGCAUUCAGCCUGUCGGGUUUUAGGACUACGUGAUGCCCAUAAAAGGUAUGAAAGAGCGAGAACAAGUGAAAAAUAAUACAUAACACUGCAUAGGGGUGGACCAUUUUUGAGAGGGGGUGGAGGGAGGGUUAGACAAUUUUGUCUUGCUAAGAAUUUUUUUUUCGUCUUUGGGCUGUGCCAGGAUUUUUUUUUAGCACCUUAACCCAUUCGCCCCUGGAGAUUUUGCUGAAAAACGCGUUUUGAAGCUAGUAGAGGGGUUUUCUGGUCAUUGUCGUGCUAUAAAGAGCUAAAACGUACCACAAAGCCGUUUACAGGUUGUACACUUCACAACCUUCUGAUCCAGAUGCAAAAUAUCAGCUUGCAAAGUUCGGGCACGCGCAGGGUUUAAAAGUGACACAGCAGUCCUGACUUUUACUUUUCGUUUUUCCUCCCCCCCCCUCUCUUUUUUCGUUUUUCUGGCCCUUUUUUUUCUCUUGCUGGGCAUUUAGUAGGCUUCAUUUUGGUGGGAGAGGUUUUAGGAAAGUUUUUAGUAUCUUAGGAUUAGAGUAAAGGAACGGUAGGUGGGUAGUGGAACAAGAUUUUCAUGGCAAUUUUCGGGUCACUGUUACAUGAUUUUUUGCCUUUUUCUCUGGUGUCCUUGACUGAAUUGGUAUGGUUCAUGGUUGGUAUGGUUUAAAAGAUCUCUCCACUCUGCACAAGUUAGCGGACAUAUAAGUUAUCCUUGACCAUUAAAACUGAUAACCUCACAAGCGGUAGAAACGAAGUGGAUCCGCACGGGCGGUUCAGGGCGGCUCAGGGGCGAAUGGGUUAAGGUUGUUUUUUUUCUUCGGUUUUCAGUCUUCAUAUUUAUUAAAAUAUCACCAAAAAUGAGCAUUUCAUGAGGUAAGCCUAUACAAGUAUGGAACAGAAAAUGAUACAUGUACCUCAAGCACUGCUUUCUCUCCAGGCUGAUACAAGCUGUAGUUAGUCUAUUCAGUGUUACAUGUUGGGUUACAAAAAUAAAUGGAAAAUUCCGCUUAAUAGAAGCGUCCGCCUAACAGAGGUUGGUUUUGGAAGAAAAUAUAAGACACUUAUUUCAGGACCGCACUAAAUGUCAAUUCAUUAUAGCGCUUUCUCGAAAUAGAUCAAAAGCACCGUUACAAUGACUGAUUAAAUUACAUGUGAGAACAUGAAUAAAGUAAGUAGAAUUACAUCGAUAGUAAAUAAACAAAAUAGUAAAUAAUAAAAAAACACAACUACAUAUUUUAAAGUGAUUCGUUAAAAGGAAAGGUCUUGUUCACUCUAUCAUAAUAGAAUGAUAGAAUGGUUUUACUUACAAAUCCUUGAAAUAGUUUAUAGUGGGCUCUAUCAGACACUAUUUUGUUGUCUUCUUUGUGUGAAUUUUGACAGUCUAUUCCACACACCAACCGUUAGCAGGGUUCUAUCUAGGGUUUAUCGUUUUGGAGAGAAGUCCCGAGUGGUCGAAGACUACGAGGUUCCUAGGGGGGUCCGGGGGCAUGAAAUGAAUAUGCGCUAAGAUGCAAUCUGGUGCAUUUUGAGAAAUGUCACAGUGAGUGCACUGACCUUGUCGCGUGUGGAUGAUUUUUCCGUUAUAGUUACUUAUAAACUGUAAUGAUAACAAUAUAAUUUUUCGGGGGAAGCUGUGCAUUUUUUUGGAGGGAAGCUUCUAACCCUCAAACACCCUUGAUAAAGCGCUGGUUAGAUAGUGUUUAUGGGUUACAACCGACUCUACCAUUUGCCCUUUAUGUUGUAUACUUUUAAGACUGUAUAAACAUUAUUAAUAAUUAUCGUUUAUACAAUUAAUAGAUAUCAGAUAUGUUGAAAAUAGCUGAAAGUUAUCAGUUUAAUAAAAGAAAUGGAAAAUGGUAUUUUCAUGACAUGAAUUUUAUGUUAUACCAGACUCAGUGAAAUGGUUCAAAUUUAUGUUCUAAUACAAGAGACAGAUGGAAAUGAUGUAUUUAUGAUAUUCAUGAUAUGAAAGACAAAAAGGUGAAUUAUUAUACAAAUAAUUACACAGCAUUUUUGUGGGUUGAAAUUAAGUUAUGACAAAAAUUACAGAUUAUUUUUUCAUUUGGUCUAACACUGGGGAUCCUACGAGUAGAAAGGCUAAUACUCGAGGUUUUCUUCCUUUGCCCACUGUGCAUGAUUUUUUCUCUUCUUUUGCUGUGCAGGAAUUUUUUUCGGGUAAUUGCUGACCCCCACACCCCCAAAAAAAAAAAUAAUAAUAAAAUGGUUCAUCCCUAAGUACCCGAUUUUCUGAAAACCAAGCUAAGGAAAUUUGUAGUCAUUUCAGAGAAGUGUCAAAACGCGUCAAAGCAAGGAUUGCACUCUUAAUCUAACUUCCACACAGUUAUUUUAUUUAGGAGAUUUGAUGACAUUUGAAAAAAAAAACAAGAGAAAUACUUUAUUAGAGGGAGAAUAUUUUAUACAAAAAACCAUUACUGGUUUUAAAAAAGUUACGUGGAAGCUAACAGCAAAGCGUUGCAAUAGAGCACUCAACGCAGUGUAAACGCAAAACUACUUGCAGCAUCUAACUGUAUCCUACUCUUAAUUCUUUAACCUAACCCUAAUCAUUUUCUUGGUACAUUUGAAGAGCAGCAUUGGCUCGAUGAGUAAUUAUCUCGGAAACCAAAACAAACAAACAAACAAAUAGACAGAAAAACAGAAAACACUACUCUAAAACAGUUAAUGUCAUUGGAUUUUUUCAGACUACUCAAAAGGCACUGCGAUGACCCCAUAAACAACUGCUGGUAUGCUCCCUCAAAUCAUGGAGACACAUUUGGAAUUCGCCAUGAUGAAAUAUACUUCCACGAGGACAUCAUCCCUUCACAACCUGUGACGUCAUAUGCAGUGCUUAUCCGAGGGAGCCCAAAGCAUCCUGGGACAUCCGUAGACGGGGGCAUUGGUGAGGACAUCAGUUCACAAGCAGUUUCUAUGCAAGAUUGCGGAGACAUUAUGAUUGAACGAGCUAGUUCUCUAAUAGACGGACUCAUGAAAGCCAGAGAUUUGUAUAGAAGCACUGAAUUUACCCAAGAUGUGAUGAAAACAACAGCACUGUCGAUGCAGUGGUAUAACUAUGUCUUUUCCUGUUCUAUGCAAUUCUUCCCAGGAUCCAUUGAGCGUUACAAAGCUCCUGAAAUCAAUUCGAGACACAUUAUUGUAAUGAUACGAGGUAAUAUGUAUGAACUGGAUUUGAUUCACAACGACGACGAAGGACGAGAAGAGAUUAUCACAAAAAGCCAGCUGAAAGUAAGUUGAUAAAAGUUGGAACUUUUGCUGCACAGUAAGUUUAAAAAAUAUCCACUGCCAAACGUAUAGGAGGAAAGAAUAAUUCAAGUUUAACAAUCAAAAAUAAUUACUCUUAAACCAAGCUGCCUGGGGUUUAAUAGCUAAUUGAUUUUAAAAAGCUGAACAAAAAUGUUUACAAACUGAGGUCAAUUUAGAGUAAUCUCUCCCCAUUUUUCAAUUGGUUUGUAAAUUGACACCCAAUUCAGGGGGAUGAAUCCAUAUCAUUCAUCAUUCAUCUUUUGAACAAUAUCGCAUUGAAAAUUGUGGCAAACAAUAUUAAAUAUGCGUGGCAACUGACAGGUGUUUUUUUUCUUUUUCCAAUACUUUUCAUUUUUAUUGUAAUUUGUUUUGUUACUUACUGACAUAUUUGUUUACUUAUUUGUUCUUUUACUUUCUGCUGUGUAUUAAUGUUUUUGAUUUGUUGUCAAUAAAGAAAGAAAAAAAUAAAUAAAAAAAAUAAAAAAAUAAUGAUGGUUUAUUUUAUUUUAUUUUAUUUUUUGACUUUGCUUUUUCAAGAAGAUGAAAGAGAUAUAUUUAAAAAAAAUUGCAAUAGGGAAAACAAUAGGGAUGGUGACAUAACAAUGCCCCUAUCCCUGAAAACAAUAGGUAGUGCGAGUUAUAGGGACCAAUGAAAUAAGAGGUUUGGAUUCGCGCAGGUCAAUCGAAAGCGUGUUUUUAAAGAAGAAGUUUCUGUAGCAAUCAGAUAAGGCAAAAAACAUCGAGCAAAUGUAAUUGACGAUUACUUCCUUUCUUUACCUGCGCGCUUGCUAUACUGAAACACUUUUAUAUUUGGUUCCAGAAGAAAUUCGAAACCAUCGUAGAAAUGGACGCGUCAAGAGAACCAUCGACUCCAAUAGCUUUUCUCACAAGCCUGACUCCAUCUGAGAGAUGUCAAGAAGAACAGCGUCUCAAGUGCCUCAGUCAACGAAAUGUUGAUAAUCUUUCACUGCUCCGUGACGCUCUUUUCGUUGUGGCGCUCGACCCUGAUACUUCUCCCCGAAAAGCUAACGAAGCCAUGUUAGAGCUACAUUCGGGAAACUUCGUAAACCGUUGGUAUGACAAAAGCGUGCAGCUUGUUGUGUUUGGUAAUGGUGUGGCGGGACUUGUGAAUAACUAUUUGGCUGGAAUGACUGGUACGGUAGGGACAAACUUUGUGCGAAUUGCAGUGAAAAAUUAAAGACUUUCUGGAGAAGAAACUGAGGACGGUGGGUUAAGUUGUGACAUACAUUUUACUCAAACUUGUUCUGUUCCCUUUAAGUUCAGCACUGAGAGUUUUUGCCGUAUUAGUUUUGUCUUUAAUUCAGUAUUAAGGAAUAGAUAAACGAGUUGAAGACGUUUUAUUUACACUUGAAGGGACAAAGAGUACGUACAAGCCUCAUAGUAAACAAAGUAAGAACUCCCCGCGUUAGCAAAAGUUUAAAUACGUCAUAAUUGAUUUCAUUUUAGCGGAGCUCCCGCGUCCGUCUGCACGUCCGCCCCUUCAUUAUAACGGAGGUGAAAUGUCUUACUACCUUUAAAGUCCAAGGCGUAUACAAAUUGUGUUUAACUUGAUAUUGGACAUUCAUGUUAUGAUCAAAUGAAAUAGGGUACCCGCUCACCAGUGUCACAUGACUGUAUCGCUGGGCAAAGGUGUGUUACUCGUUGAGUUAGGGUUAGUUCUGCUGGACAGUUAAGGUAUUCAAGUGAUCGCACGCUCAGAAACUUUACUUUAGAAGUGUGCUAAGUGUAUAUAUUAAAGUUAGACAUAAUCUUCGCUGAGCACGCAGGGGAUACCUGAUAAUGAAUUAAGUGGCAUAAAAGUUUUGCAAGUGACGCAUGUGUAUCUUUAGCUUGUCCUGUUGAGACUAUGGUGCCCAAAUUCAGAGAUAUUUGGGAGCCAAGGCGGCUGAAGGUUGCUAAGAUUGAAGGAAUGUUAAAGCAAGUAGUUGUUAAAGGCACAGUGUUAUUGCAAAUAAUCUUUUAGGUAUGUUGCAGUUUCAGCACAAAUUGGGUGGUAAAUUUUUAGCUUAAAUGGAAUGGUGGGAAACUGGAAGCUCCGUGAGUGUAGGACCUAAACCAAAUAUUUGAAACUGACAUAAACCAAGUUUCGCUCAGUUUCAGAGCAUCUCGUAUUUUGGAAUGUGCUAUUUACAUUCUUUUUUCUCUUAUCAGGAGGAUAUGAGGGCUUCAAGAUCUGGCCAGAAGCAAGUCCUAUAAUCUGGGACGAUACAAAUGAAGAAUAUUUCAAACAUAAGACAGCAAAGUUCAUCAAGGAAAGUCGAACAUCAGGUCCGUUUAAACAGAUGUCUCAAGACGUAUUCAGAAUAUGUGCAGGUUUCAGUUUUGAGUCCAUGUGUAAAGACCAUUGUGUAACACCAGGGGGAGCCUUUCAAGCUGGAAAGCAACUUGCGCUUUCUAAGAUCUCGGGAAGAUGUGUGAGUGUCAACGAAGUCGUUAGUACAAGGUAAGACAAGUUUCUGUUCAUCUUUUCAAGAAGAGUGCUAAUCUCUCCCUACAACGAGAGGUUUUGUAUCAUGCCUAAUUAAAGCAUUUUCUGGUUGAAACUCAUUCCCAUAGUCUCGUUUUGUGGAUAGAUUUUUUAAAUAAUAAAGAAUUCAUCUUUUAUUCAAAAUGUAAGGUGACUGGAAAAUGAUAAAUUUAGGUGUCGUGAAGGAUGGCCGUUGCAAGAGAAAAUUUGAAAAAAGGAUGGUCUGAAAUAUGCAGCGAUAUAAGCCGAGUUUCUUGACAAAUAUCCAGUUAUGUGUCAGGUGGUUGUUUACACGAGAGAGAAGUAAAAAAUAACACACAAACCCUCCUGAAAUCGCUUUCUUUAUACUCUAAGGAAUGGAUCAGUUUUAAGAAAUAAUUUGUUUCUCGUGUAUCCUAUCUAAGGAUCACACCGGGACCAAAAUGCAUGCGAUAAGGGCAAAAAUGGUACCCUAUUUAAGGUUGGAGACCCUUAAAAACCAUACUCUGUAUACUUUGCUCUCAUAUAUAGGAGUGGCCACCCGAGUCACUUACGAGAGUUGGUCGCAGUUUCGACUGUACUCAGUGAAUUAGGGAUGGCUAUUGCUUACUAUGUUCAACAGCGAGUUUGAAGGUUGGAACUUGUUGGGACGACCCCAACGAUACAAUUUUUACCCCCCUUUUUCACAAAUGUAUGGUUUCCAAUCUCCAAUAUUGAGCGUAAUUUAUCUUUAGCAGCUCAUAUGUGGUUUACCUCAUUUAUGUACUAGGCAUUUCCGGUUUCAUUAUUUUUCAUGUACUAAGCAUUUCCGGUUUCCUUACGUCUUAUGUACUAGGCAUUUCCGGUUUGGUGGAAUGACAUUCAUGGACAGCAGUAUGGCGGACAUGAAAAAAUUCAUCGAAAAAGCCCGCCAAUCAGAAGGGAGCUUGCAAACCAUGACAAAACAGGAACGUGUGUUGCUUAAAUCUCUGCUGAAGAAAGCUAUUGAAAGUUACAAAGAUGAGGUCUUGCGUUACAAGAAAGGCCAAAUGAACCUCUGGCAUCUUGACGCUCUUUACAGAAACUUGGGACUGCCAAACCGCCUUCCGUUUAGGAAUGCUCCACAACUACGGAUCAAGAGAAGGUUUAAGCAAGCUGUUGCAGAUUUACUAAGAUCACCGCUGCUCAACAUACUGCCACCUUAA
This is a messenger RNA of Porites lobata, 7404 nucleotides long. NCBI's taxonomy places the organism in Eukaryota, Metazoa, Cnidaria, Anthozoa, Scleractinia, Poritidae. The record is from the annotation of a GenBank genome assembly.